Molecule: messenger RNA, 967 nt
Organism: Puntigrus tetrazona (Sumatra barb)
Lineage: Eukaryota; Metazoa; Chordata; Actinopteri; Cypriniformes; Cyprinidae
Product: mitochondrial intermembrane space import and assembly protein 40
Exons: 3
Coding region: 132-569 (145 amino acids)
Biological process (GO): protein import into mitochondrial intermembrane space
Cellular component (GO): mitochondrial intermembrane space
Molecular function (GO): protein-disulfide reductase activity
Source: RefSeq, a predicted model, not a curated record
GUGACGUCACGUGGCUGCCGUCGCUGCCUCCAUGCUGGAUUUGAUGUAACAGGCGUGUGGAUUGAUCAUUGUGCCGGUGUUUGAGAUUCAUUGCUCGGAUAAACGGCGGUCAGACGGAGCUGUCAGCAGACAUGUCGUACUGCAAGCAGGAAGGUAAAGAUCGCAUCAUAUUUGUCACCAAGGAGGAUCAUGAAGCGCCCAGUAAUGCUGAGCUUAUCGAAGAUGAUCCAAAUGAUCCGUAUGAGGAUCACGGUCUUAUUCUCCCUAAUGGUGAUAUAAACUGGAACUGCCCGUGUUUGGGGGGUAUGGCCAGUGGCCCUUGUGGACAGCAGUUCAAAGACGCCUUUUCUUGUUUCCACUAUAGUAAAGAGGAAGUAAAGGGUUCGGAUUGUGUGGAAAACUUCCGGAAUAUGCAGGAGUGUAUGCAGAAGUACCCUGAGCUCUACCCUCAGGAAGAUGACAGUGACAGCGCCCCCUCUGAUGGGGCAGAUACUGCGCCCGCUGACUCUGUCCCUACAGUCUCUCCUGAAUCCACACCGGCAAGCACAGAAAACCCAGCGACUAGCUAAUGUUAUUUUGACUUCGUUCCCUUGAAACCUCACCGCAAAGACAGCUCCACUUUUAAGUAUGAAGAGAUAAUAUCACUGGAUCGAUGCUCUCCGCCUGACCGCAUGAUGCACAGAGAUGCAGGGAGCCCUUAAAUGUCCAGCUUUGUGAUUUAAAUAAUCAAAUGACUUUAACACGCACUUAAGGGACCUAUUAAAAGAAACGGGGAUCUGUAUGAGUGGCACUUGUCCUGUGAAACAUUAUACGUCCGGCUUUGUAUUUUAUGGUUAUUAUUUGCUCCGCAACCUAAGCUUAGCUUGUUUGACUCGGAUCAAAGGCCAACUGGCAUUGGAGACUGAAUAAACAAAAACAUUUCAUGUACUGUUUUGUUGUUGAACACGAUUAAACCAUUUUAUAAUUA